UAGAUGCUCGCUUUGAAAGAUUAUACCCGCAUUGCAGAUAGCAUUAUCCCGUACGCUGUCGCCGAUCCUUUUGGUUAAUUUUGCCGAAAAACCUAUUUCCUCAGUCCUGACUUGAUAAGGCUACUUACUCCACAGAAACCGCGUGAAGCCUUGCAACCAGUGAAGAAUUCUUUCGUUUGUUCCUUUUGAGUGUGAAAAUACAUGGCUGAGUAGCCUGGCACGCGUGCGUUUCACAGGACAUUCUUUCAUUUUGGAGUGCUUGGGUAAAACGGCCGAUGGGGUAGUACUCGCGGGGUUGAAGAUACUUUGGCUAAGAGUCAACGAUAACACCUCCGAAGAUGAAACGACGAUUAUUCAGGUUCGAAGAAAUGGUCUUUUUCGUCGUGUUCCUUUUCUUAGAAAUCAGUUUGGUCCACGCAGCUUGCGAAUGCGGGUUCUCCAUGGACGACACAAAAGAUUACUUCACACAUGUUAUAUACAACAAUUUCAGCACAUUGUCACCGUCGAAAAGGCUCGGUUCAAAUCCGGAUUUCAUAAAGGAUUGGGUCAUUCAGGACUGGGGUGUUCCUCCGAAAGGCUGGGUGAAACCUUUGGCGAUCGAUAAUGCAAAAGAAAACGUUUUCCUCCGUGAAGGCAACCUUGUAUUGCGACAACAGGGGUACUCGAAAGAACAAGCUUCGAAGAAAAGAAAAGUGAGUGUGGCUUCUAUUGCCAGCCAGAACGGCGACAUUAUCCACGGUAGUUUUCGGGCUGAGCUGAAGCUGGAAAAUGCGAAAGGUGGAAGCUGUGGCGCAUUCUUUUGGUAUCGUGACGACGAGAACGAAAUUGAUAUCGAAAUUCUCUCAAGGGAAUUCAAAUCAAAUUGGUUUCCAGUCCACUAUACAACACACCCCGCUCUGGACGAGAAUGGACAAGUCAUCAGCAAUGCCACGAAAGUGAUUCCACUACGCGACAACGAUUUGCUGAACUCCUUCCAAAGACAUCGGUUUGAUUGGACCCCGGAGGAGUUGAGAUUCUACCAGAACUCAACACAGGUGCAUUCAAACACUCUGCGGAUUCCACACGCUCCGGGCCAUGCGUACUUGAACGUUUGGGCAGACGGCGGACAGUGGAGCGGUGCACCAAGCACAACCGAUGUAUUUUUGACCAUCAGGCUUAUCGCGAUUUACCACAAUACAUCCAAGAGUGAUCAAGGGCUCGACAGAGCAUUUAACGAGCAAUGCAAGAAGGCGGGAGGGCCAUCGAAUGUAACAAUAUGUCUUGAUACGAGCAUUGAAAGUGGGAUGGUAGACCCUUCAUCGUCAGCAUCAACGGUUGUCCCGUUGCAAAUUUGGAUUCUUUCGUUGUUAUGUGUAGCUUUAGCCGUUGUUGUCUCAGCUCUAUGAGAUAAUCAGUCAAGGAUACUUUUGGUGAACCUAUCGAAUUUAAUAAAUAGUAUGAUACCUUAGGGCUUUAUAAUUCUACCAGCCCC
Molecule: messenger RNA, 1471 nt
Organism: Blastomyces dermatitidis ER-3
Lineage: Eukaryota; Fungi; Ascomycota; Eurotiomycetes; Onygenales; Ajellomycetaceae
Exons: 2
Coding region: 339-1385 (348 amino acids)
Biological process (GO): carbohydrate metabolic process
Molecular function (GO): hydrolase activity, hydrolyzing O-glycosyl compounds
Source: RefSeq, a predicted model, not a curated record